AUGCCUGAAAGCGUAAACAGACACGUUGUAUUCGACGACGAUGACCCUGGAGCCAGCGACGAUGACUGCCCCAGUGUCGAGAGCGUGCUUGUCGCUGACCAGAGCCGCCAAACGCAGGUGACCUUUGACCCCUCGAGCUCCUUCCGACGGAAGAGCUCCAUGGUCUCGUCGGAAAUCAGGAAACCUGCACUGCCGCCCCGACCGGUGCGCCGCGACGAAUGCAUCGUCCACCAGUUCCUCGAAGGCCAGAGGCGCGCCUCCAAAGGUGGUGCCAGCGACGCCGGCUCCGACCAAUACCUCACCCCGGGGAGCCCCAGCAACAGCACAACGCCCGUCGGCGAAAGCCAUCAUGCCUUCCAUCCCGCCAUGGACGGCCUGGGCCACGGGACCAAGCACCCCAAGUCGCGAGCGAUUGUCGAGCUGAAGAGCCUAGAGAAGGACGUCAAUGGCCAGGCGGACCAGCAGGCGUGGACGAGGGAGAUGACCAAGAGCCUCUCGGAGCUGGACCUGACGCAGUACGAGGACGUCCACAGCCGCACGCUCACCAAGAAGCAGCUCAGCGACAUGGCCUGGGGCGUGCGCGAGCUCAGCAGGCGGCUGAGCAGCAUGCGGAUCCGCUUCCGCGUCAAGUCCGUCUUCCUCCUCACCAAAGUCUACGACCAGGACCUCAUCCCCAAGACCCGGGAGGUGACGCUGUGGCUCCUGGACAAGUGCCGCGACGUGCGGUACACCGUCUACGUCCAGGACACGCUGAGGACGAACAAGAAGUUCGACGUGGCCGGCCUCGUGGACGAGGCGGCCAAGACCUACGGCAACCCCGGCGAGGAGGAGUACGAACGAGCCUUGCUGGACAUAAAGAGGCGGCUCAAAUACUGGGAUGAGGAAAUGUGCAGGUCACGGCCCCAGAUGUUCGACUUUGUCAUCACCCUCGGCGGCGACGGCACCGUGCUAUACGCGAGCUGGCUGUUCCAGAGGAUAGUACCUCCGGUCCUCAGCUUCGCGCUCGGGAGUCUAGGCUUCCUCACCAAGUUCGACUUUGAAGAUUAUGCACCCACGUUAGAAUCCGCGUUUAGCAAGGGCGUCACCGUGAGCCUCAGAUUACGGUUCGAAGGCACAGUGAUGAGAAGCAAACGACGAUCAACCAGAGCCAUCAAGUCAGGCGCAUCCGACGAGGACGAGGACGAGAAUCACACACGGGACCUGGUGGAGGAGCUUAUCGGUGAGGAGAAGGAAGAUGCGCGAACCCACCGCCCCGACGGAACCUACGAGAUCCUGAACGAGAUCGUUGUCGAUCGGGGGCCAAACCCAACCAUGUCGUACACGGAGCUCUUUGGCGACGACGAGCACUUCACCUCCAUCCUCGCCGACGGGAUCUGCGUGUCCACCCCGACCGGCUCUACAGCCUACAACCUGGCCGCCGGCGGCUCGCUGUGCCACCCCGAGAACCCCGUGAUGCUCGUCACCUCCAUCUGCGCCCACACCCUCUCCUUCCGCCCCAUCAUCCUCCCGGACACCAUCGUCCUGCGCGUCGGCGUCCCCUACGACGCCCGCACCUCCAGCUGGGCCAGCUUCGACGGCCGCGAGCGCGUCGAGCUCAAGCCCGGCGACUACGUCACCAUCAGCGCCAGCCGCUACCCCUUCGCCACCGUCCAGGCUGAGGGUCGCCGGAGCGAGGACUGGAUAAACAGCAUCAGCGGCAAGCUGGGCUGGAACACGAGGCAGAAGCAGAAGAGCUUCAAGGAGUGGGAGCACUGA
Messenger RNA from Clonostachys solani, 1755 nucleotides. The record is from the annotation of a GenBank genome assembly. NCBI's taxonomy places the organism in Eukaryota, Fungi, Ascomycota, Sordariomycetes, Hypocreales, Bionectriaceae.